This is a messenger RNA of Dracunculus medinensis (Guinea worm), 351 nucleotides long. Lineage: Eukaryota; Metazoa; Nematoda; Chromadorea; Rhabditida; Dracunculidae. The record is from the annotation of a GenBank genome assembly.
AUGAAUUUAAGAAUCGCUAGUAAUCGCUUCAAACAAUCAAUUUUCCAAAUUGCCCAAGACAGUGAUUGGCAUAACUGGCAUACUUCUUCAUAUUCUUUCAGUCAACAUCAUGAUCUUGAACUCGAGAAUGCAGAACAAACUUCAAUCAACGAUAAUUUCAAGGAUUUAGAAGGUCGAAUAUCGAAAGAAGCAUUAAAUAUCAUUCGACGAUUACAUCAAGAAAAUCCAAAAAAUUCCUUCUUCCAACCAUUUCGAAUUAAUCAUUUCAACAAUUAUCCACCAUCGCAACAGUCAAGUUCGACUGAUUCCAAGGAAUAUGUGAGAAUCUCCGGUCGAUUAGAUAUCAUUUAA